Messenger RNA from Psylliodes chrysocephalus, 699 nucleotides. The record is from the annotation of a GenBank genome assembly. NCBI's taxonomy places the organism in Eukaryota, Metazoa, Arthropoda, Insecta, Coleoptera, Chrysomelidae.
AAAACUUACAAUUAAAUACCUAGUCAAAAUGUGGUGUACUAAUUUUUUAUUUUGUAUUGUUUUUAGUCUUGUGUGUGAAUUUUCUCUUGCCCUAAACUGCUAUCAAUGUUCAGGAAGUGACCCAAAAGAUCCUUUUCAAUGUAAUGAAUGGUUGAGUAGUGAUAUUGAUAUUGAACCACAAGCCUGUGACAAUGUUUAUGCUGCCAAGUAUUGCAUCAAACACGUUGGCCGAUUUGAAGGAGGUAUUGGUGCAAAAAGAUUCUGUUCAUCUCUGGAUCUUGGUAAUUAUUGCAACUACGUGAAGCAACCUGGAGAUAUUUUGGACUACAGAACUUGUGUAUAUACUUGUACAGGAGAUGGGUGCAAUCCAGCAAAUAAUUUGAAGCCAUAUUCUGUUCUUUCAUUUGUCACAGCAUUGGGGAUUUUUAUAUUUAGAUUAAACUAAUUUUUAUUCUUGAAUAUUGUAAAGUUAUUUUAGAGGAAAUAUAUUUUUGUUUUUUUUUAUCAUCGUUCUCGAAAAUAUUUUUAAAUAGCUUUGUGUUCAAAAAAUUUUUUAUACACGGGACCAAAAUGUAAAAAGUACAUAUUAUGACGUGAUUAUUAUUGUAAAUAAUACAGUAGUCGAAAGUUUUUAUACAGAUUAAUAAGUAAUAAAUGAAGGUUGCUAUAAAAUAUUUUGUAAUGUACUUGUAAAGGAGA